Messenger RNA from Vicugna pacos (alpaca), 2781 nucleotides. The record is from RefSeq and is a predicted model, not a curated record. Lineage: Eukaryota; Metazoa; Chordata; Mammalia; Artiodactyla; Camelidae.
UUCCGGCAGAGCGGCGUCAGGCAGGACCGCUAUUAAAGGAAUACAUAUUCGUAUUGAAAAUAUGAAAAUACAGAAAAGAAUAAAGAAGCAAAAAACCGAUCAUCCUUAAUCCUGUUCUCCAGUUGAAACUAUUUGUCCUAUUUAUUGAAUUACUAAAUAUUUCGUUUUUCUUUUAAUAGUUGAGGGUAUAAUAAUAUUGAGUAACACAGUAAGAAAAAAUGGAUGAAGAGCCUGAAAGAACUAAGCGAUGGGAAGGAGGCUAUGAAAGAACAUGGGAGAUUCUUAAAGAAGAUGAAUCAGGAUCACUUAAAGCUACAAUAGAAGACAUUCUCUUCAAAGCAAAGAGAAAAAGGGUAUUUGAGCACCAUGGACAAGUUCGACUUGGAAUGAUGCGCCAUCUUUAUGUGGUAGUAGAUGGAUCAAGAACAAUGGAAGACCAAGAUUUAAAGCCGAAUAGACUGACAUGUACUUUAAAGUUGCUGGAAUACUUCGUAGAGGAAUAUUUUGAUCAAAAUCCUAUUAGUCAGAUUGGAAUCAUUGUAACAAAGGGUAAAAGAGCUGAAAAACUGACGGAACUCUCAGGAAACCCGAGGAAACAUACAACAUCUCUGAAGAAAGCUGUAGACAUGACUUGCCAUGGAGAACCAUCUCUUUAUAACUCCUUAAACAUGGCUAUGCAAACUCUAAAACACAUGCCUGGACAUACAAGUAGAGAAGUCCUAAUCAUCUUCAGCAGCCUCACAACUUGCGAUCCAUCUAAUAUCUAUGAUCUAAUCAAGACCCUAAAGGCGGCUAAAAUUAGAGUGUCUGUUAUUGGAUUGUCUGCAGAGGUUCGGGUUUGCACCAUACUUGCUCGUGAAACUGGUGGCACAUACCAUGUUAUUUUAGAUGAAAGCCAUUACAAAGAAUUGCUAACACACCAUGUUAGUCCCCCUCCUGCUAGCUCAAGUUCUGAAUGCUCACUUAUUCGUAUGGGAUUUCCUCAGCAUACCAUUGCUUCUCUGUCUGAUCAAGAUGCAAAACCCUCUUUCAGCAUGGCGCAUCUGGAUAGCAACACUGAGCCAGGACUUACCUUAGGAGGCUAUUUCUGCCCACAAUGUCGGGCAAAGUACUGUGAGCUUCCUGUUGAAUGUAAAAUCUGUGGUCUUACGUUGGUGUCUGCACCCCAUUUGGCACGGUCUUACCAUCAUUUAUUUCCUUUGGAUGCCUUUCAAGAAAUUCCCUUAGAAGAACAUAAUGGAGAGAGAUUUUGUUACAGCUGUCAGGGGGAAUUGAAAGACCAACAUGUCUAUGUUUGCACUGUGUGCCAAAAUGUUUUCUGUGUGGACUGUGACGUUUUUGUUCAUGACUCUCUCCAUUGUUGUCCUGGCUGUAUUCAUAAGAUUCCAACUCCUUCAGGUAUUUGAUUCCAGCAUAUAGUACACACAGAAGUUUGCAACUAUAAAUACAAUGAUUCUUUAGAAGAAACUCCAAUUAAAAUAUGAAGAACAAUUUGAAAGGAAAGUCUGAUAUAAGAGCCCUCUUGCUUUAAAGCUUCCUUUGUAAUGACUGGUAAAGUAUUGAUUUAAUGGGGUCUAUCUAAUACUGCCAUUUUGGUGGUUUGGUGUCUGACUUACAUUAUAGUUCAGGUUAAUGAACUAUCUCUGUUAGUCUCACUCAAGUUCAUACCCUGGGACUAUUUAACUUAAUCGUCUUCAACUUUCCUACCCUGGGUAAUCGGAAAAAUGUGAGAAUGUAUGAUGAGUUCUGUGUUUCAGAUUCAAUGAAGAUGUACCAUUAUAGGCAGAACUUUUUUUAGGGUAAACCCUUUUGGGAGUAAAUUUGUUUUCCAUAGCAAAGGUAUGUUUAUUUUCAAUCUACAAACUUUAAUCACUAGAUUGAGUUUCACUAUGAUAUUCAUGAUUUUAUAAAUAACAAUUCUUAGUGAAGAACACUAUCAGUAAAGAAUGUAAUCCCACCCCAGAGAGUCUAUUCACUAAUCUUGGAGGGAGCCCAGGAAUAUGCAUUUUUAACAGCACAUGUGUGCACACAUACACUAAGAUAUAAUUUGACCAAAGUACAGAUCUUUCUCCCAGGAGUCAUACUUUCUGCACCUAGACUCAAAUGGUUCUUUGUGAGUAAACAGAUUUCAGCCCUAGGUAACCAGGUUAACUGCUGUCUUCCUUCCUUCUGCUCAGUCAGCAAGAGGUAUCUGUGGCUUAUAGGAGAUGCCUUUAACAUAAUCAGAGUAUUGUGUCUCCCCCUACCUGACUUUAUAUCUAAAAUAUAUAAAGAAUUCUUGCAAUUCAAUAAUGAAAAGGUAAAUAACCCAAUUAAUCUUAUUUUUAUUCUUCUAAUUGGCCUGAACUGUUUCUUCUCUAUCCCUUAUCAGGACAGAUAAUCUUUCACUUUUAGGUGUCAGGCUUUCCUGGAAUUUAAUCCUUUUAGGGGAUAAUUCAUUUUAGAUUUAAUUCAUUUUAGAUUUUAGAUUUUUGACUCUUUGGAGGAAGAGGGAUCUUUUAAGGAUCUCUGUGAUCAGUGAUUCUAAGGAUGGUAUCUGGACCAGUAGCAUCAGUAGCACCCGGGAACUCAUCAGAAAUGCAAAUUCUUGGGCCCCGUCACAGACCUAUUGAAUCAGAAACUCGGGAUGGGCCUAGUAAUCUGUUUUAACAAGUCCUCUAAGUGACUGUGAUGAAUGCUAAAGUAUGAGAACCACUGCCUCUAAUCAUAUGACAGAGGUACAUAGGUUACUUUAAAACAGGUCCUGGUAAUAAAGUUCUACAGAACUUAAAAAAAAAAAAA